Messenger RNA from Brienomyrus brachyistius, 4317 nucleotides. Its product is annotated as beta-galactoside alpha-2,6-sialyltransferase 2-like. NCBI's taxonomy places the organism in Eukaryota, Metazoa, Chordata, Actinopteri, Osteoglossiformes, Mormyridae. Bases 2944 to 4317 code for a protein of 457 amino acids. The record is from RefSeq and is a predicted model, not a curated record. Gene Ontology annotation, molecular function: sialyltransferase activity. The transcript is spliced from 5 exons.
GUGGCUAAAAUCUUGGGAUGCAGUGGUACACAAAGGUGCAGAACACAUCUCUGCUUUUGGAUUCAUGGUUUAUUGCAGUUUCAUUACAGGGGGAAGACAGAAGUUAUUAUCAAAACUGCUGUUAUGUCUCGCUGUCCGCUGGGCAGGCAGAGCAAGGACGAGGCUGACAGGUGAAAGUCCUGAUACGGAUGUUUACUGAAGGGAACGGGGAAGGCAGGGAACAACGUAGCACAAACAUCAAUGACCGAUCUGGGCAACUGACUCAGACGCGGACUGAUAUACACAAGACAAGUCGAAAGGAACAGGAAACAGCUGGGCACAAUCGGGGAAGAACACGUGGGUGAUCAGGGGGGCGUGGCACACACGAGGAUCGGACGCGCAGGUCAUGACAACUGCAAACACAGUUUAUGAAUAGUUAUAAACCAAACAUAAGGCAAUUUGUCUGUCGGUGUGUCUGAAUAACAAAACCUAAGAGAUGGUCAUUUGCACACUAAAAAUAAAUAUGUAAAAUAAACAAAAAUUCCCAAAUAAGACUGUAUCAUAACAACCUGUCAUGGGGCGAGGGACGAAGGGCUCGGGAACAGGCGUGAUGGCAAAACAAAAGGGAAUUUUAUUGGCACUUAACGGAAUUAACACAGGAAAUAAACAGCAUAGGUAGGGAUCCAAAACUGGAAUAAAGGAACUAGGGAAGGCACGGGGAACACACAUGUUUGACGUCAAUGGCAGGACUGGUGAACACAGAGGUGAGAAGCACAAAUAUACAGGACUGAGCAGAUAAGGUGCAGCUAGAGUGAUUAAAAGGAACAAGAGGUAAGACAAACAUUUAACAGGUAUGGCUCGUUAGGGCCACAUUAGAGGGGAAACUGGGCAUGACAGAACUACAACCAACCCUCCCCCGCUCCCAAAAUGUGCCCUCUGGGCACAAUGGACAAGCAGGGGAGGGAACCAAGGUGACCGAACAACAUGGUGAACACAAGGGGCUGGGACACCUGACAAGACAGGGUACGACAGGACUGACAGGACGCAUGGGAGUGGCCCACGACACAGAGCUCCCAGAUAGGCCAAGACAACGAGAGGAUGGAACAACAGACAUGCUAACACAGGGCACGGGACCAGAUAUAGGAUACGACUAGGGGCACAGGGCAGGCCGGUACAGGACCAGGGACAGCAAAGGGGACAACAGGUAUGACACUCAGCAAGACUGGCCAGACAAGUGAUUUAAAUUAUGUGGGAGGGUCCUUCAGCUUUUCAGCACUAGCCGUAACCAACUCACAGCCACUGUUAUAGCCUGCUUUCCAUGUUUGAACGUCUACUUGUGGAUUUAAAUAUCCCCGUGUUAAGAAAUGCAUUCAUUCGUUUCAUUGUGCAUACAGAACUGAAAAUGUGCCCAACCGGCACGCAAUAAAUACAAACACUGUUACAGCCCUGAGAGAAUCACUAUUUAAUGCGUCCGUUUGACAGAUGUUGCAGGAUACUGACUUCUUUGAUGCUAUAGCUUUCUGGCGACUGUUACUAAACACGCCAUCGAUGUUGCCGGUGGUGAUGUCAUUAUAUGCAAUUUGUACAGCAAUCGGCAAAAAUGGGAACCUGCUGAUGAACAUUUUCAUUGUUUUAAUUAAGCCUGUUUUCAUUGCUGAUUACCAAAUGUUAUCGAUUCAUUGUUUCAGCCCUAUGUGUGUUAUAUGGGAUAUAGACAGUUCUCGUCUGCACAUGGGUGUGCCGUUUGUAUUGUGCUAAGUCUAUUUUGGCAAAGUAAAGACUAUUGACUAGGUAAUGGCAGAACUGAAAAAGAUCAUAGAGAACAGAUACAUUUCUGCAUUUCAAGCCUACAUUUCCAUUGCUUGUUUUCUUCCUACAGGUUACAAUUAGUUUAUUUUCACCCCGUUUCUUGUUUAAUUUUGCCACUGAUUUUAUCUCCUGGUUCAUGACUUUUAAUCAAUGACCUGGACUAAAGGAAGCCGGUAUGGGACACAGAAAGGACUGAGUGAAUCUGAGCCAAGGCUCCCUCUUUAUGAUCAUUUCCAUAUCGGUAAACAGAUGAGAGGCAAACAGAGUUUACUAUUGCUGAGAUAUAAGUGUGUAAAAUGCUUACCUUUCAUUUGCUCUAAAUGGAAAAGACAGUGAGUCAAAAAGCAUGUUCACUACAUUCACAUUCCUUCGACGGCAACCGAGACGCAUGCAUUUAGGAUUAUAAAUCAAUGUCAGAUUGCAAACGGGUAACAAGCAGCAUAAUCGUGUGUCUGAGUGUUUACAUGUUUUUGCUCUUUCAUGAACUGGCUUCCUGUCCAGGGUGCUUCAUCUGCCAUGUGGCCUCUUCUCCACGCUGUUGGAAGAUGUGUCUGUUCAUCACCCAUACCUACUAGAAUCCAGUGUGUUGUUUAGUAAUUAAUAAACUGAGAGUGCGGGUGGGGGGAUGACAGGAAUUCUGGUUAAAGAACAAGAAACGCAAGGGUACCAUCCUUACAUCUAGGUGACAUUCUGCUGCGAUACCCUUUAAGCAAUGUGUUUAAUCUGAACUGUGUAAGUAAAAUAGCCAUUUUUAUAAGUAAAUGAAUGCUGUUGCUAAGCAACUAACGUCCACAUUUGUAUGCAGUUUAAUGGAUAGUUGCUCAUGCUGUUAUUUCUGUAGUUAUCAUGUCUGUUAUUUUUUCUUUUAUAAAUAAAUGUUCCGCACGUAGUAACAGCAUCACUGGUAAGUAUGAAUGGUGUCUUUUCAUUCUGAAACUUGAAUUCUUUUCAUUUUUUUUACUGAAUAAAAGACUAAACUUGUCAUUCUUAAAAGGACCUGUUUUUCUUUAAACGAAAAAGUGAACAUAAACAGAAAGUUGAAGUGGGAAUGACGAUUCACUUUACGUCUCAGUGGUGUGCGUUGUCUAACUUGCAGGCAGUAUCCUGAUCCGAUUCCAGUGAAACCUGGGCUAGCUGAGUUCCAGUUGGACCACCAUGAAGUCCACCAUGAAGCAGUGGAAGCAGCUGGUUGUAGCUGGGAUAGUAGCUUGGAUUUUGCUUGUUUUGGUGCUGUUCACCUACUUUAUGGACUCAUGGAUGGACAGUCUCCAAUUCUCCACCUCUUACCAAGACACGAUGCAUUUCACCUAUAUUCAGAGGCACAAAGGCAUCAUGGUUACCCCGGUGGAGAUGACCAUCACGGGCCAGGAUGCAGACUUACAACAUGGGACACAUAAAAAGUCAAGGGCCGAUGAGAAGGGGGAUUUGCACAUUGUGGUAGAAGAGAAGGACUUUUGGAAAAAAUCAAGAGACAUACAGAUGAAGAGUUUCAGGAAAGUCAUACAAGAAAAAGACCAGAAGCGGACGGAUGAAGCCGAUGCUCGGGGGCGCUUUUCCAAGACCAAGUCUCUGAUUCACAGACUGUGGAAAGGUAACAUGUCAUCACGUAUGCUCAGCAAACGGCUGCAGAUCGCCAUGAGGGAGUAUGUGAAUAUGAACAAGCACCAUGUGGUGUACAGGGGCCACCGCUGGACUAAGAUGGGAAGGCGAGAGCUGUUCUGCCAGCUCAAGAAGCAACUUCAGGUAUUGACCUUGGAUGGAAGAGAGUUGCCCUUCUCUCAGCUUGGCUGGGAGAAGCUGGUGCCGGGACAGUCUCUGAGUCAGCUCUUUGGAUCCAAAGUGCAGACCUGUGCUGUGGUGUCGUCCGCCGGAGCGAUCCUUAACUCAUCCCUUGGGAAAGAGAUCGACGAUCACGAUGUUGUGCUUCGCUUCAAUGCGGCACCCACCAAAGGCUAUGAGAACGAUGUUGGCAACAGGACCACCAUUCGCAUCAUCAACUCUCAGAUUCUGGCCAAUCCCUCCUUCCGUUUCCAGACCAGCAGUCUGUACAGAGGUCUUGUUCUGGUGGCUUGGGACCCCGCGCCAUAUAGUGUAGACCUGCUGAAGUGGUACCGGAAGCCAGACUACGACCUUUUCACUCCGUACGUACGGCAUCGUAAGCACCACCCAGGCCAGCCCUUCUACAUCCUCCACCCCAAGUUCAUCUGGCAGCUGUGGGACAUCAUUCAGGGAAACUCGCUUGAGGACAUCCAGCCCAAUCCCCCUUCCUCUGGCUUCAUUGGAAUCCUUCUGAUGAUGGUGCUGUGCAGAGAGGUCCAUGUCUAUGAAUACAUCCCAUCCCUGAGGCAGUCCUACCUGUGCCACUACUACGAGAAGUACUACGACGAGGCGUGCACCUUGGGAGCAUACCAUCCUCUGCUGUUCGAGAAGAUGCUGGUCCAACGCCUCAACGUCGGUCUGGAGCGUGACCUCGACAGGAAGGGCAAGGUGACCCUUCCUGGGUUCAGCGCUGUGGACUGUAGCCCCUGA